CACAUGACGGUGACAUCAUCGCAGGUCCUGUAAGCACACGGCUCCUCUACAGAUACAGGUUUCUCCAAUCCAGGAUCCUCUGCUGAUAUCUUCUAUAUAAGAGAAUUCUCCUGGAUGACCCAUCAACCAUGGAGAGAGACAGGAACAAGAUGGCCGACAGGAUCAUAAACCUCACCCUACAGAUACUCUUCCUGCUUACUGGAGAGGAUUACACAGUAGUGAAGAAGUCCUCUAGUGGGCGCUGUCGGGCCCCUGUGUGUGAAGGAUGGGGAAGAACCCUGAGCCCAAUCCCGGGGCCCCCACCUCACUCCCUGAUACAUGAGGAAAUGGAUGAACAGAAGAUCCUAGAACUCAUCAACAAGAUGAUGGAGCUGCUGACUGGAGAGGUUCCUAUAAGGUGUCAGGACGUGGCGGUCUAUUUCUCCAUGGAGGAGUGGGAGUAUGUAGAAGGACACAAGGAUCAGUACAAGGAUCAGGUCAUGAUGGAGGAUCAGCAGCCCCUCACAUCACCAGUCAGAUCCAGUAAGAGAACAGCACCAGAGAGGUGUCCCCGUCCUCUUCUUCCACAGGAUGAUCAGGGAGAAGAUCUGAACAAUAUUAAUGCUACAGACAUAAAGGAAGAAGAGACAGAUGCAAGCAGUGAUGAGCAGUAUAAGGAGAACAUUUCUACAGGGAAAGAUGUGAUCUAUAUUAAUGCUACAGACAUAAAGGAAGAAGAGACAGAUUUGAGCCGUGAUGAGCAGAAUGAGAAGGAAAUUCCUACAGGGAACUGCCCAGAGGGAGUUGUCUAGUUUUUUCCAGUCUGACCACACUGCUCUCUGCUGACACUCUUUUUUUAUUAUAAAAGUACAAAACUUAUACAAAAACACAAAACAAGCUUAACCAGCUAUAACAUAAAUAAGAAAUACACUGGUACCAAAGAACAAAAACAAAACCCUGCCUAACCGGCCAGCCCAGCUUUACAAAAACCUAAAAUAUGCCAACCCACCUAACCGAACCACACUCACACACAUAACAAAAAUGAACAAAAAAAAUAGCGCUUGGCUUAUCAAAAUAUGAAAAUAAAAUUUAGCACUACCUGGCUACAACUCAAAAUCAU
This is a messenger RNA of Hyla sarda, 1099 nucleotides long. Its product is annotated as gastrula zinc finger protein XlCGF53.1-like. Gene Ontology annotation, biological process: regulation of DNA-templated transcription. The transcript is spliced from 7 exons. The coding region runs from base 129 to 791 and encodes 220 amino acids. The record is from RefSeq and is a predicted model, not a curated record. Lineage: Eukaryota; Metazoa; Chordata; Amphibia; Anura; Hylidae.